GUUUCUGGGGCCCCGGAAUUUGCCCCCAAAGUUCGUGGAGAAGUACUCGAGUCGGUUCGCAUCUUGAGGUUCGGGGGGAGAUGAACCGAGAGCUCAGCCGUCGCGUCAAAGCUCACGCGUGAUGCUUGCUUGGAGUGUCCAACGAGGCUUGUGCGAGGAACUUUCGUGCUGCAGAUAUCUGUUUAACUGUGACUGCUCUCCCAACCGAGAUUUGGGUCUCACCAGUUCGUUCCUUCUGACCGCAAUCCAGAUCCUUUAAAGACGCCUCCUGGUUGAAGUUGUACUACCCCGCGCCGCAAUGCCCCUUCCCCAGCAUGGCAUCCAUGAGGCCGAUAUACAUGCGAAGAUAGACCUGCUCACAGACAACCUCGUAAAUAUCCAGGACGAGUCGGGCAAAUUCCUUCUCAAACUCCCAGACGGUCGAGUCAUCGACACAAAAGGAUGGAAUGGCUGGGAAUGGACGCAUGGGAUUGGCCUCUACGGCUUGUACCAAUACUAUCAAUUAACAGGUUCGUCGAAGACUCUCAGCACCAUCAAAGGAUGGUUCGAUGUUCAGCUGAAAGAUGGGACGACAAAGAAUAUCAAUACAAUGGCUGUAUUCCUCACACUUGCCUACCUGUACGAAGAUACCAAAGACAGCACAUAUCUGCCAUGGCUAGAUUCUUGGGCCGAGUGGGCCAUGUAUGAUCUUCCACGAACACCAUAUGGUGGCAUGCAGCACAUGACAUAUCUCGGGCCCAAUACAAAUGAACUCUGGGACGACACUCUCAUGAUGACUGUGGUGCCGCUCGCGAAAAUCGGCAAGCUUCUGAAGAGACCGCACUACGUCGAAGAAGCCAAGCGACAAUUCUUACUCCACGUACAAUAUCUCUUCGAUACCUCUACUGGUCUCUGGUUCCAUGGUUGGAAGUUCGACGAGACGACGAAAGGGGGCGUAGGCCAUAACUUCGCCCGGGCGCGGUGGGCCAGAGGCAACAGCUGGAUCACAAUAGUCAUCCCUGAGAUUAUCGAUCUGCUUGACCUCACGCCAAACGAUCCUAUCCGCGUGCAUCUUAUUGACGUCCUCGAGGCACAGUGCCGAGCGCUGAAGCGACUGCAAAAGGACAAUGGACUAUGGCUGACGCUUCUUGAUGAGCCUGAGGCUGAAGGGAGUUACGAAGAGUCAUCGGCCACGGCUGGUUUCGCAUACGGUAUUCUGAAGGCGAUUCGAAAGCGAUACAUAAGCCGCGCAUAUGAAGAGGUUGCUGUGAAGGCUAUCAAGGCGGUGAUGGGAAAGAUCAAUGCAGAUGGAGAGCUGCUUGAUACCAGCUUCGGCACCGGUAUGGGACAUGACCUCCAGCAUUACAAGGAUAUUGCAAGGACCAGUAUGCCGUACGGCCAAGCUAUGGCGAUGAUGGCGCUUGGCGAAUUCCUGAGGACAUUUAGAUAACAUUAAUCCAAAACUUACUAUUGAGGAGAUCUUGAGAUGUGAGAGUAGCUAUGAACCCAGGCAGCGCUCUCUCAUUUCCACCAAGCACAUGUUCAGUGUAGUGGACCCAGGGUAUCUGCCUAACUGCGUGUAGCCAAUCGUGUCAAUCCAGAAGACUUGGUGUGAUAGUUGCCAUUGUAUCAGCUGUGUUUACAGCCCCAUGUCUCGAUUUCUGGUGCCUACAAGAUUCAAUGACCUGAUAUAGGCAUCACUCCUGCAGAUGCUUUUUGCACACUCGGUAUUGUGACCCCAGAUGGUCCAGGCAGCAAGGCGUAGGCGGAGGUCGAGCGGUUAUGGUGGUACUUAUGCUAGCAUCUUCUA
Pseudovirgaria hyperparasitica is the source of this 1789-nucleotide messenger RNA. Its product is annotated as glycosyl hydrolase. The transcript has a single exon. The record is from RefSeq and is a predicted model, not a curated record. Lineage: Eukaryota; Fungi; Ascomycota; Dothideomycetes; Acrospermales; Acrospermaceae. Gene Ontology annotation, biological process: carbohydrate metabolic process. The coding region runs from base 299 to 1429 and encodes 376 amino acids.